GAGCUAAAAAAAAAGGAACUGCGUAAAAUUGAUCAGCUGAUUCACAGUCAUGUGACCAAAUACGGAAGUGUUUAUGAUAUGCCAGAUCAGCUAUGGUGAGUUGUUUCUUAAUCCACACGGUGUGUCCGGUGAGCGCGCUGUCCGCAGCCGAGAGUCGGAUACUGUACGCGCGCGUGUUCGGACCGGAGACCGGAGACGCUGACUUCACACCGGAGCAGAGACGACUGAUGCAGAAAGAGAAACUCCACGUGGUAGCGAGGCAGGCGAGGAGUGCUGUGGCUCUGAGUAGGGAGGCCUCAGGCGGUUUGUGUGUGGAGGCAGUGCUGGGUGAGGAGGCUGCAGCUCUGGGUGAAGCUGACAGCGGCAUGUUUUCCCUGGGCAAUGCAGAGCUCUUUCCACAUCGGAGUGUUGUUCUGUGGCUGGGGGUUCAGUCUCUAGCGUUCAGUCUGGUCUGCAGACCACACGAGAACCUCCUGCUCGCAGAGGGAGUGCUUCGCAACAUUGCACGUCACUGCCUGGAGGAGCUACGUCUGCUGGGACCUGGUGCUGAGAUGUUGCUGAAAAGUGAUCGCGUGGAUGCAUUGUUGCACAGACUGCUUCCCCAUGGUCAGCUCCUCUUCCUUAACCACCGUUUUGCCUUCGCCCUGGAUAAAGAGAUAGCAAGCUACGUGAGCAAAUGAAACAGUGUGUGUAUUGGUAUAAACAUGAGGAUUUGCCACAUAUUUAGAGAGUAAUAUAUAAACUGCCUGAUAAAUCGAGGAUGUUCUGAUUUAAGAGAUUUGGAGGAACAACUUCUCCUCUGAAGGUGUAAUGGCAUUCGAAAAGUAGAAGAUUGCACACACAAAGUGUAUUGUGAACCCUUUGUUUUUUCCCUUUGAGGAAACCAGAAGGCACAUGUUCUAAAACUUUAAUUGCAGUUUGACAUCAGAUUAGAUGAAAAAAGGCACAGCAGCACAGCUUUUGAUAUAUUGGUGAGAGAUUCUUUAGAGCUUAUUCAAGUAAAGCUCUUUACACAUUUGAUCUCUCAAAUGUGGAGUACCUGAUUAACUGGCCAUAAAUGGUCAAUUGAUAACAUUGUUCAUUGAGUUUCUUGUUAAUUAAAAUCUGAAUUUAUAUUAUUAUUGCUGUCUGGCUGGGUCAAAAUAAAACCAUUGCUGUAUA
Sinocyclocheilus anshuiensis is the source of this 1161-nucleotide messenger RNA. Its product is annotated as AP-5 complex subunit sigma-1-like. Gene Ontology annotation, cellular component: lysosome; late endosome; cytosol. NCBI's taxonomy places the organism in Eukaryota, Metazoa, Chordata, Actinopteri, Cypriniformes, Cyprinidae. Gene Ontology annotation, biological process: double-strand break repair via homologous recombination; endosomal transport. The coding region runs from base 93 to 680 and encodes 195 amino acids. The transcript is spliced from 4 exons. The record is from RefSeq and is a predicted model, not a curated record.